AUUCGACUCGCCUUGAGUAACGUUAUAGCCGCCAAUCCCAGUCCCAGUAUCAAUGUAGAAAUUUCGACGUAGUAUCAUCUAUUGACCCGUUCGCAACCUCCCCUUGACUAUCAUCAUCAUCAUCAUCCCAUUCCAUACGCUACCAAAACGAUGAUGUCAAACAAAGAAAUCAACAAAUAAUAUAACGCGUUCUUUGAAUUCCACACACAAAACAAAUCAACCAAUUUAAACCUCUAUCUAUGGACUACGCACACCCACUAAACCAACCAAAUCAAAAAACACCUUCACCAUGCCAUGCCCAACCUUGUUAACACUACUCAUCCUCAUAAUCUCCAUCCCCAAAACACUAUCCCAACAAGAAUACGUUGCUCUCAGACAACCAGAUUGUGAACACACAUACACCCCAACAUUAGGCAACAUUUGCAACAGCGUCAAUUCAUGUCAAUCUUACCUCACUUUCAAAUCAAACUCUCUAUACAACACAUCCACUUCCAUUUCCAACCUCCUCAACUCUUCAUCUUCUCUCGUCUCUCAGUCCAACAACAUCUCCACCCUCCAAAUCAUCCCCGCCGACACCGUCAUAACCGUCCCCGUUACCUGUUCCUGUUCCGGUAACAACAAAUACUACCAACAUAACUCUACCUACACUUUGAAUAUCGUCGGUGAAACCUAUUUCUCUGUCGCUAAUUACACCUACCAGACUCUUACCUCCUGUCAAGCUCUUAUUGAUCAAAAUACUUACCCAGUUCGAAACCUCUCUGUUGGUCUCAACUUGACUAUUCCUCUCCGAUGUGCUUGUCCCACCAAGAACCAGACUGAUCAAGGCUUUAAGUAUCUUCUCACCUACUUGAUCUCUCGAGGUGAAACGGUUUCUUCCAUUGCUGAUAUUUUCAGUGUUGAUCCUCAAAGCAUUCUUGAUGCCAACGAGCUUUCUUCUGAUUCCCCUAUAUACGCUUUCUCACCACUUUCAAUCCCUCUCAAAACGGAACCACCGAAAAAUAUAAUAAGAGCAGCUUCACCGCCGGAGUCUCCGCCGCAAACUCCUCCCUCGGGUGGUGGUUCCUCCUCUUCCAAGAAAUGGGUCAUCGUCGGUGUCGUGGUUGGGGUUGUUGUAUUUCUUAUCGUGAUUCUUGCUGUAUUUUUUCUCUGUUUCUAUAAACGGCGGCGGCCGCCUCCGAAGCUACCACCGCCGGCGGUUCAGAAAUUAUGGGACUCUCACGCCAAGAAGGUUUCCUCAACAACUCAAUCUUCGUCUCUUUCUUCUGAGGGGAUUCGUUAUGCGGUUGACUCGUUGACUAAGUACAAGUUUCACGAUUUGCAAAAUGCAACCAAGUUUUUCGGCGAAGAGAACAAGAUUAAAGGUUCUGUUUAUAGAGCUUCUCUUAAAGGUGAUGAUGCUGCUGUUAAGAUUCUGAAAGGUGAUGUUUCUUCUGAGAUAAACAUUUUGAAGAGGAUUAACCAUGCCAAUAUUAUAAGGUUGUCUGGUUUUUGUGUCUACAAAGGUAACACUUAUCUUGUUUACGAGUUCGCUGAGAACAACUCUCUUGACGAUUGGCUUCACUCUGAGAAUUCGAAUUCUAUGUGUUUGAGUUGGUUUCAGAGAGUUCAGAUUGGAUAUGAUGUUGCUGAUGCACUUAACUACCUUCAUAACUAUGCUAAUCCUCCUCAUGUUCAUAAGAAUUUGAAAAGUGAAAAUAUUCUAAUAGAUGGAAAAUUCAGAGGUAAAGUUUCAAAUUUUGGGUUGGCUAGAGUUAUGGAGAAUGAAGACAGUGAAGGGUUUCAAUUAACAAGACAUGUUGUAGGAACUCAAGGUUACAUGGCUCCUGAAUAUAUUGAGAAUGGUUUGAUUACUCCAAAGAUGGAUGUUUUUGCAUUUGGUGUUGUGAUUUUGGAGCUUCUUUCUGGAAGAGAAGUUGUUGGUGGUGACAAGAAUAACGGUUUGUUGGGAGAUCAGCUUUUAUCUUCAACUGUGAAUGAGGUUCUUGAAGGGGAAAAUGAUAGGGAGAAGCUUAGAGGUUUCAUGGAUCCAAAUUUGAGAGGUGAAUACCCGUUAGAUCUUGCAUAUUCAAUGGCUGAGAUUGCCAAAAGAUGUGUUGCUCGUGACCUGAAUUCAAGACCAAAUGUUUCUGAGGUUUUCAUGGUUCUGUCUAAGAUUCAGUCCUCUACAUUGGAUUGGGAUCCAUCGUCUAGAUCUGUUAGCCAAGUUUCUGAUAGUUAAUGUUUUUGUGCCAUUGGAUAAGUGUUCUAGAGUUUAUUUAAUCUUUAUACAUGCAGAUAUUUAUGUUCGCAUGCAUUGAUGAUUGUUUUGCUAUUAUAAUAUAGAAGUCCACACUUUGAGCUUCCACAUUAUUGUAUUCCUUAAAAUGGCAGCUUUACUUUGUUAUUCUUUACAAUAAGGAUAUUUGCGUACUCAA
Lathyrus oleraceus (garden pea) is the source of this 2414-nucleotide messenger RNA. Its product is annotated as protein LYK5. The record is from RefSeq and is a predicted model, not a curated record. Gene Ontology annotation, biological process: protein phosphorylation. The transcript has a single exon. The coding region runs from base 290 to 2218 and encodes 642 amino acids. Gene Ontology annotation, molecular function: protein kinase activity; ATP binding. Lineage: Eukaryota; Viridiplantae; Streptophyta; Magnoliopsida; Fabales; Fabaceae.